Quercus lobata is the source of this 1655-nucleotide messenger RNA. RefSeq names its product methyl-CpG-binding domain-containing protein 7-like. NCBI's taxonomy places the organism in Eukaryota, Viridiplantae, Streptophyta, Magnoliopsida, Fagales, Fagaceae. Gene Ontology annotation, molecular function: DNA binding. The transcript is spliced from 4 exons. The coding region runs from base 179 to 628 and encodes 149 amino acids. The record is from RefSeq and is a predicted model, not a curated record.
AGCGGUGAAAACGACACCAUUUGAACACCCGAAAUCACAGCUUUUCCGUGGAGACUCGAAUUAACAUAUACAGUAUCAGUGACACACUGACACUGUCGAGUCGUGUUUUUACUUUUUAGAAGAGGCGGAAACGGUGACCGCCACGCCAGGGCAGCUAAAGUGACAGCAUUCCCCCAAAAUGAGGGGCAAAUCGUCACCGUCGACGCUGACUCCACUGCAAAUGCUGAGCCCACCCGAACCGAAAUCAGAUUCUGCCAAAAGGGAAUUGCAGAUUGUCUCCACGUCACCCUUCAGACUUCCCGAUGAUUGGUUCGUUGAGUUUAAGACCCGUCGCAAUAACACCGCCUCCCCUGGCCGUGUCGACAAGUAUUAUCAUGAGCCUGGGACUGGACGGAUGUUUCGUUCUCUGAUAGCUGUUAAGAGAUAUCUAACAGAAGAGAAUCAAUACACACCUACACCUGAGACAGUGAAAGCAGGAAAUGAAAAUACUAUGCAAAUCGUGGUCUGCGCCAUCAAGAGCACCUCACACUUUAGGCUGCCUGAUGAUUGGGUCAUUGAAGAAAAGCCCCGUAGCAAUGCCAACUAUGCUGGUAUCAUUGACAAGGUUGAUCCUAUUGCUGCGAUUUGAAAGCGGUGGAGACUGGAGAGGGUUCUACUUUUUGCUGAUAAGCGCGUGGAUGGUUAAAAGUCAUUCUAUUUUUUAUUAUUAUUAUUUUUUGAUAGUUAAUUGAAUGUUUAGUAUGAAAGCAAGCAAGAAGUGAGUAAGCAAAUUAGAUUAUUUAAUUAAGUAAAAAAGAUACAUCUGGAGGAAACGUGAGUGGCCCAGAUUCAAAACUAAGUUGGUGUGUCUUACAGACUAGUAUGCAUAUGUGCUUACGCGCUCAAUACUAAUUCAAAGUGUAACUAUAUAACCUUCCUAUUUUCACACCCAUCAGUAGAUUAAGCAUUAAUUCUUGGGGUUCUAGAUGCCUCUGUACCUAGCUAGCUCAAAAGUCAAAACAAACGUUCUUUAUGUGUCAAAAGUUUCCAAGUAGAUAGAUGUAUCUAUCCAAAUUAUCAAAGAAUAUUCAAUAGUGAUUAAUAAUGAAAUGAGCUUCAUCUGUAUGUUACUUUGAAUGCGUGAAUUCCACUGCCCUUCCGUAUGGAAUCUUGUGUCAAAGCGUACGGUUUAUCCAAAUAGAGAAACAUCUCUUGCUAUUGGACUUUUUUUUUUUUUUUGAAGUGGAAGAAAAUAUCAUUAAAACCUGAAAGGAAUACACAGCAGGGCAGUAGGCCAAAUACAACACCACAGAGCAACAAACACAGCAGGCCAACAACAACACAACAGAGGGACAAUCACAGCAGGGCAUUAAGCCAAAUACAACAAGCCAUUUUGGACUAUCACAGACACAGCAGGGGGGGAAACCCCAUACCACAAGCAUGAAGAUUCACCACACCGCGCCAGCUGAGCAAGCUCAUGCGCUACAACAUUAAAAGCUCUAUUUACAUGCUUAAAAGAACAGAACUCAAAGGAUUCACGCAUGAGCUGAAUUCCUUGUAAUCUAUGGCCUAACUCAUUUCCUGUAGAGUUGAGGAUGUUAACUUUGAAUUUUAAUAUUUCUACUUGGAGAAGGGGCUAUUUGGUUGGCUUUUCUUCUUCUUCUUUAUUUUUUUUA